Messenger RNA from Microbotryum saponariae, 3066 nucleotides. NCBI's taxonomy places the organism in Eukaryota, Fungi, Basidiomycota, Microbotryomycetes, Microbotryales, Microbotryaceae. The record is from the annotation of a GenBank genome assembly.
AUGAGACGUUCACCACUACUGUCAGGAGAGGUUGAGAGUCGAACAGAAGUGAUGAGAAGGAAGCUAAGAAACAGAAAGGGGGGGGCCACGCUGGGAUAGUCCCAGGCGCGUGACAAUGUACAUCCCUAAGUCAGCCGCGGGUGAAAUCGCCGGCGCGCCUAAGUCCCCACCGCAAGGGGGCGGGCUAGCGGGCGCGCGCAUGAAUCCGCCGGCGCUGGCGCGCUGAGGCAGUCGCGCGCGUCUAAGUCCCCACCGCCGGGGGCGGGCUAGCAAGUGCGCGCAACGACCGAGGCGCCCCUGUCGAGCUGAGAGUGGACUCUUCACAGUUGUGGCCCCUAGCCGCGCCCUCGGAACCGACCAACUCGAAUCGCGGAACCGAUUUGCGGGGCUCGAGGUCGAAGGAGGACAGGAGGAUGACGUCGAGGAGGAGGAUGCAGGAAAGGAGGGCGAGGAAAAGGAGCAGGUCGAAGAAGGAGACGAGGAUACGGGCGCCAAGGCGGACGACGAGGAUUCGGACUCGGAUGGGAACGCCGGAGCGGGCAUCGACAAGGCGGGAGGCGACGACAAGGACGAACAGGACGACAGCUCGGAGGGAAGCGAACAAAGGGAGGACGAAGGAAACGAUGGGGAUGACGUGAUGAAAGAUGGAGCAGAGGAGGAGGACGAAGGGACGGAGACGGAGGUGGAAGAAGAGGUCGAGCAGGAACAGGGGGUACAGGACGACAGCAUCAUGAUCAUCGACGACGACCAAACGACGAUCACCACGGUUUCCCGCGAGUCGACUCCUCGGAGUCCCUCGUGGCCUCCACUAUCUCCUGAGACGUUGGCAAAGUCGCUGCGCGAGGGUGCGGAGUGGGACCGAGCUAACGCCGAAGCUGCUGCACGUGUCCAAGCAGAAAAGGAGGCGAUCAUCAACGCCCAACUCGACGCGGAGGAACCGCUCGUUCGCCACCAAUUUGCAGAGUGGGGUCAGGAAGAUGGACAACUGCGAUUCAUCAACAUUCGUGGCACCGGCUCCGGGUCGAACAAGAAGAUGAAGAGGUCGCAAACGGUGGCCGAUCUCAGCGAUCCGAGCGACGACCCGGUCGAUAUCAAGCGCGUUCUGAACAGGGUCAAAGGUCGAGCAGGAAAGGAGGUAGCGGGUCAGGGGAAGAGGGUGACGAGGUCGAUGUCGGCGGCGGCGGCGAUGCAGGUCGAGGGGGCCAAGGCGAAAGCGGAGAAGGGUAAAGGGGUGGAGGAGGAGAAGCGCUGGUCCGACCACGAGCCCGAGGAUGACAUUCUCCCCAAAUUCCCACUCUUUGAGGACGACACUACCGCCAAGAGCACGUCUACAUCGUCUAUCCAAUAAUGAUCAAGCACACCAUCACCAGCUGGAACGUGAGGAGGUGCAUGGGGAUCCCGGAAAAGCGACGCAACAUUUACACCUAUUUAUCAACAUUCAAAGCAUCCGCCAUUCUACUACAAGAACACUUCAUCAAACCGGAACUCUGGCAAUGUAUCAAGGACGAGUACGAGGGCAAGGUCUUCAUCAGCAAACACUGUCUGACUCUGAUCCCCGCCGACUCGCCCCUGAUCGACGCCGAGAUUUUGCGCACCCACUCGGCACUCGACGGACGAAUCCUGGUCACCUCCUUUCGACUUCGAGGCGACAUCCGGAUACUCGAGAUCAACAACAUUUACGCACCAGUCGAUACAAAACAACGACUCACAUUCUUUGACAAACUACAUUUCCACAGGACGCAGAGCACCCACCUUCGACUCCUCGGCGGCGAUCUCAACGACUGCCCGCUGUGAAGAGUCCACUCUCAGCUCGACAGGGGCGCCUCGGUCGUUGCGCGCACUUGCUAGCCCGCCCCCGGCGGUGGGGACUUAGACGCGCGCGACUGCCUCAGCGCGCCAGCGCCGGCGGAUUCAUGCGCGCGCCCGCUAGCCCGCCCCCUUGCGGUGGGGACUUAGGCGCGCCGGCGAUUUCACCCGCGGCUGACUUAGGGAUGUACAUUGUCACGCGCCUGGGACUAUCCCAGCGUGGCCCCCCCCUUUCUGUUUCUUAGCUUCCUUCUCAUCACUUCUGUUCGACUCUCAACCUCUCCUGACAGUAGUGGUGAACGUCUCAUAGGUACGCUGAAAUAGAUCACUUCUGUUCGACUCUCAACCUCUCCUGACAGUAGUGGUGAACGUCUCAUAGGUUAUAAGCCCACGAGCCACCAGCUGGCAUGACCACGACACCACCCCUCGCGACGGGUGCCAACCCUCCGAUUCCCGCCGAACAGCUCGCCGCACUUACAUCGCUGCUGUCGGGUCUCACCGCUGCCGCUUCCGGCACUGCCACACCCGCCACGACGUCCGGCACCACUCGCACUGCCUUUCCAAAGCACGCACGCUUGGAUGGUGCGAAGACCUUCGCGAACUGGACACGCCAACUUCGCCUGUGCCUAGCGGACGACAUCCGCUCGUACGUCCUCGACGGUAUCGCACCCGACGACUGGACACCUUCGCAACGCUCCGCUCGCGACGCCGUCGCUCGUGAGGUCCUUGCGAAUUCGAUUGACUCGGCCGAAGUCUCGGCAGUCCUCGACAAAAAUCCCUACCGCCGACCUGACAGCGCCGACAAUCUACUCGACGCUGAAAUCGCGGUACGCCCCUGACGACGCCACCCGCACGCUCGAGCUCUUCUCACGACUCUGGGGUUUCCGUCCCAUGCCCGGCACGGUUGCCGAAUUCGACGGGUGGAUCAUGGACUUCAAAGCCGUUGCGCAAGAGAUCAUCGACACAAAGACAACUAUCAAUGAUGUUCUCGCCACACUCCUCCUUGCAAUCGCCCACCCGUCCCUCGAGAGCUUCAAGGCGUCGUUCACCGAUGAACAGCGCACGCAACGAACUCUCCCCGACAUUGAUUCGCUUGCCGACCGUAUGCGAGUCCAACUUCGGUCAACGAACAUCCUAUUCGAUCAACUCUACUACGUCAGCGAUGUAGUUAUAGCCAAGAGUGAUCAAUGCAUUUCAACAUACCUAUUCGAUCAACUCUACUACGUCAGCGAUGUAGUUAUAGCCAAGAGUGAUGAAUAG